GGGCGGCCACGACGUCGUCGGCCUGACCGUUACCGUUUAUCGCGAUCCCUAAUGUGCAGUCUGCAGUCCCAAUACAAACUAUCCUUUAUCAGUUGUCCACGAACGGCGUAUAUCGUUGAGCGGGCAGAUAAAGGAUUUGCAGUUUGUUUAUAUGCGUCGUAUGGCGUGAGGAGCGGGCGGGGCGCGUCAGUGCGCGCGCGUUGCGUCCGGCGAUGCACGCGUGCACGCCCGCUGACGCGCACAGUCGUCCUCCGUCCUCGACGUGGGUCACACCAUGGCUGAUUGGUCUGUGAUGGACUGCGAAUGGCCCUCGGAUGGGUCGUACGACCCUUACGCGUACGGGUUAAACCCCUAUUACCAAGACACGCCGCCGGUACCGCCGUACUUCCGGCGGCCACCGGCGCCGCAUGCGCAUCAGUUCCUACCGCCGCCGCCGCCAACGCCGUCGCCGUCGCCAGCCCUCACGCUGCUCCUGUCUCCUCCUCAUCACCAGUCACCCACGCAGCUCGCUCCGGGUUACGCCGACUAUGCCGUCCCCAGAGGGGACAACCCUCGGGAGAUACGGAAUAAGGCGGAGAAGCAGCGGCGGGACAAGUUAAAUCUCUCUAUCUCGGAGCUGGCGGCGAUGGUGCCGCCGGUGGUGGCCGCCAACAGAAAAAUUGACAAGACCGGUAUCCUGCGCCUUACAGCGCACUACCUCCGAGCUCAUCAAUACGUGUUCGGAGACUCAAUCGGGCAAUCAUCGAGUCAGUUCAAUCCAGCCGCUGCACAAGCGCUGCUCUCUCUGCUGAGAGGGUUCCUCCUCACUACCACAUACAAGGGAUUGGUGGUGGUGGUGUCUCAGAAUGUGCAACAGUAUCUGGGCUACACUGAGCUGGAUCUACUCGGACAGAACGUGUUCAACAUGAUACACACUGAUGACCACCAAAUACUGAGAGACAAUCUGAUGCCAAAGAGCCAUCUACUGGGACCAAAUGGGGAACUACUAAUUCCUGAUGAACCUGAAGGUGGCAGUAGGAUUGCACAGGAACUAGCUGGCGAGAAGAGGCGCUUCAUGGUCAGGUUCAAAAAGCACAGCCAGCGCUCGGAGCCCGUCCAGUACGUGAAAUGCUACGUGGAAGGGACCCUGAGGAAGUCGGACCGUGCUUGCCGAGGUUACAACCGGUGCUGCCAAGUGGUGCGCCGAGCCAGGGCGCGUGGCGACAACCCCUGCUCAAGCGGCAACGAUGUCGUUUUCAUCGGGCUCGUCCGUCCAACCACAGAAACUUUCAUGUCGGAGACCCACAUCGAAUCAUUUCGUAUGGAAUACAGGACUAGACACUCCGUUGACGGCGAGAUUGUCGACGUCGAGCCUCGCAUUGCCAUCGUCACGGGGUACAUGAGCCAUGAAGUGAACGGUGUCAAUGCCAUGAACUUCAUACACCGGGAAGAUGUACGCUGGGUGAUCUUCAACCUCCGCGAGAUGUAUGAUCAACACCGCCUUGUAGGGGAGUCGUGCUAUCGUCUUAUCGCUAAAAAUGGCCAGAUCAUCUACAUGAAGACUGUUGGGCGCUUGGACGUCGACGAAGACUCCAGAGCAGUCAGGAGCUUCGCCUGUAUCAACACGGUGGUCGACGAACAAGAGGGCAAGCAUCUCAUUAAACUGAUGAAGAAGAAAUGCAUGGUUAUGGUCAACAACAAUGGGCCGCCUAUUAUGGACUUGGAACCUACUGAUUUUCAGAAUCCAGAAGAUCAAUCGACCCCAUUUGAAGAUCCGAGAAAUUUGGAAAAAGUUAUCCUUCAUUUAGUAACGGAUUUACCUUCGGUACAUCCGAACGGUAGAAAUAGGAAUUCUACCGACAGUGAGGACUCAACAUUACUUCCUCUGGCUAUAAUACCUCCGAAGAAAGAGAGGAUACUCGGUGCCAUCGAGAAAAUAUACGACGUGGUAAACAAUUUGAGCACCGUCAACAUGCAUUUACAGCAGGGUGGCAACGGCGGCGGGCGGGCGCCCGGCGGCUCUCCGCGCCCACGCGGCCCAUAUCCGUUACGGUACAGCGAGCGGCUCACUCAGCAGCGCUCGCAUAUGCUGUUCAAGCGCCAAGUAGAAGGACUCGGUGAACCGACCACCGAGCCACGACCGUUAUCCCGUGGAUUCAGUGCAGCCUGGUAUUUACCAAACUUCACUCAGGCCGGCGCCUCUCCUGGCCCAUCAGCGAUCAAUCCUGCUGGGCUAUCAAUUGUGAUGCCCUCUCCAAGGACAGUUUAUUUGUCGACCAGCUCGGGUCAACAAGAGUAUGGGCCAAUCGGAUCCGCCAAAGUACUAGUAUCAGCUAACACCGACGAAAGCAUGGUGUCGUCGGCGAAAAAAAUUAAAAGGGAAAGCGAAAAUGAAUUCACAAAAAAUGAUGUACUACACCAGCCUAAUGAAGAAAUCGGUGACAAGAAAACCGCAGGCACAUAUGACUUAUUCGACGAGUCUCUUUUAGAGGACCCUUUUCUGGAUCAGACAAUACGGUCUCUGGAUAUCACGUCAGACCCCUUUCCAGACUUAAUGAGAAGUGACGUGUCUUCAAUUAUCGAAGAGGUGGAAGAAGAACAAAGCCAGGAAUUCGAAUGAAUAGUAAAGAAUCAAGUAGUAAAGCUUAUGCGAAUAAGUAUAUCUUUUACGUUGGUAUAGGUACCCUAAUUAGGUACUUAUUGGGUUACGAAAUAAAAAAAAUCUUGGAUAUCUUUAAUAUAAUCAUUUCAUGAAAAUGUAUAUUCAUCAGAUGUAUUUCGUUCACUUUCUAAUAUUAUAAUAUUUCACAUGGUGAAUUAAAGUUAAGAGUAAAAGAAGAUUCAAUUAUAUAUUGUAGCAAUUCGUCUAAAAAGCAAUAAGUAUGUAAAAUGUUGCUUUUUUAGAUGAAUUGUGGCCUUUUUGUGGACUCUCGCUGUUCUGAUGUGGUGUAAUCAAUGUAAGUAUUUCUUAAGAGACGGGGUUGGCCCUUCACAUUGUAGCUGCAAUGCUGUUCCGUCUCUUCUGUGGUAGUAACUACGUAGCUUAGUGAAAUCAAAUGUACAGAAUAAAUAUUAAAAUAUAUAAUUAAUUAUAAUAUAUUAAUAUACGUAAGAAAAUUUUAAUUUUCAGAAAGUAGAAUAUCAUCAAAACGAUGAUAUGAAUCAUAAAAUAUAUUUGGUAGUUUUAUAUAUUCUUAAGAAUUAUAUUUUCAAUUAUAACCUAAGUCGUAAUGAUAAUGAUAGGUAUAUAAUAUAUAUAGGAUCUCAAAAGAAAUGGUAAUUUAGGUUGUAUAAGAUUUAUUACUUUACUUGUGAUUUUUUUUAACGAAUACUUAGCGUCGUUAGGAAUCUAUUAGUACGAGAGUAUCCGAUGACGUUCACCAAAGUCAUGUCCUGGAUUAGGUGAAGCAACUCUAUAUUUUAGAAAGCCUAUUCAAAUAGGGACAACUAUAAACUAUGCCCAUCGUAGUAGUCGAUGACGAAGGAUAUGUCACGGUCCGCUCUCCUACUAUUAUAAUCUAUUUGUUUUAGUUUUAAUUUGCAUGGGGUUAAUUAUUAUAUUUCGGGUAUAUUUUUAUUCAUUAUUUAAAUGGAGAAUCAGUCAUGUUGUGCGAUUAGUGUUUUGCCAUAAUUAUUAUUCUGUUGCUGUUAGUUAACCUCGUAAGACUCGGUUUUUCAGACACAAUAGUUAAAUAAUGGAAAUUAAAAUUUAUAAGCCAAUGGGCCUCCCGUGCCGUAGUUAGUUAGUCAACGAUGAAAUAUCAUUUUGGAAAGUAUUUGGGUUAUAUACCGCAAAAUUUCUUUUUCACUAGCGGUUCGCGUUUUUGAACUUUCUAAGGACUUAGUAUAACAGACUGUAAUACUAAAGAUCUCAUAUAGAUCUAAAACGUAUCUACUGUUAUAUUAAAAGCAUUUUGUUAAACUUUAAUAAUUUUAGAAUGUUGUUAUCCCAUUAUAGAAAUGUUAUGUGUUUUAAUAAUUACUUUCUCUAAGGAUAAUUUCUUAUUUUAUGAAGGAUUUUUAUUACUUAGGUAUGUUAAUUCAUUUAGAUACCUAUAGGUAAUCUGUAGGUACUUAAUGAAUAAAAUAUUUUUUUCGAACAACGGGUAUCAGUUUAGUAGAGUUAGAGUUAAAUAUCAUUGAUUACAGAAGAAAUUGUUUAUUUUCGUAGAUUUCGUAGAUCGUUAGAUUAUAUCAAUUAACUUGUUAGUAAGAAUUAUUGUUAGUUCUAAGCUGAUCUUUUUUGUCGAUUCUGACAAGCAUUUCUUAGAUUUCUAUAAUUUUCUAAUGUGUCAAAUAAAAUAUAUAAGUAAUACAAUGGUAAUACUUUACGUGACGUUAGUUCUUCCCUUUUCUGUUCGGUAGAUUAUGAAAUGACAAGUAAAAGGGAUGUCUAUACAGAUGGAUACCUCUAGAAAGAUACCCUUUAGUAAUUAGUUAAACGGAUUGAAGAAUUUUUUGUCGCAAUCGAGACACCUACAUUAUUUGACUUCCUUUAAAAGAAAAUGUAUAUACGUUAUGUCAACAUACUUAGAUUUAUUCUCUUUUUUUAUAUCUGCCGUAAUGGUAGAUGAAGUCACCUAUUUUAUUAGGCCUGGUAGAUUAGAUACUUUAGUUUAAGAUAAAUGAACUUAUAAAAUUUACCAUGUUGUAGAUGUGAAAUUUAGUUUUUACUUACAUUUUUCUUAUUAGUAUAAGGCCAGGCGCGCACUACGAGUUUUUCGCCGCGCGGUUGUAAACAGCAGCGGCAUAAUGGCGCACUGUGAUACUGUACCAAACAGUUUUAAAUUGUAUUGCGCGCAGUUGACCGUAGAGCCACCGCAGCGGCGCAGUAUUACAGUGCGACAUUACGCCGCGGCUCAUUUCUGCCGCGCGGCGAAACACUCGUAUUGUGCGCCUGGCCUAACUUUGAAAACUGCAUGUUAAUGUUAAACAUUUGUCUAAUAAUUGUUUUUGAAGUACAUGUUAACUCCAGUUAUUAUGUAUUUUAACUAGAUUAUAAGAAAUAAAUGGGUUACUAUAUAUUAA
Pectinophora gossypiella (pink bollworm) is the source of this 5007-nucleotide messenger RNA. It is a transcript of the gene BmMET2, whose product is annotated as neuronal PAS domain-containing protein 2-like. The record is from RefSeq and is a predicted model, not a curated record. Gene Ontology annotation, molecular function: RNA polymerase II cis-regulatory region sequence-specific DNA binding; protein dimerization activity; DNA-binding transcription factor activity, RNA polymerase II-specific. Gene Ontology annotation, cellular component: transcription regulator complex; aryl hydrocarbon receptor complex; nucleus. The coding region runs from base 275 to 2599 and encodes 774 amino acids. Lineage: Eukaryota; Metazoa; Arthropoda; Insecta; Lepidoptera; Gelechiidae. The transcript has 10 exons. Gene Ontology annotation, biological process: regulation of transcription by RNA polymerase II.